This is a messenger RNA of Sphaerulina musiva SO2202, 486 nucleotides long. RefSeq lists its product as uncharacterized. The transcript is spliced from 2 exons. The coding region runs from base 233 to 388 and encodes 51 amino acids. The record is from RefSeq and is a predicted model, not a curated record. NCBI's taxonomy places the organism in Eukaryota, Fungi, Ascomycota, Dothideomycetes, Mycosphaerellales, Mycosphaerellaceae.
GGCUUACUCUACAGAGAAGUCACGAACAUCAUGUCAGCUCUUGCCUUUCUUUACAUGUACACUCUUUAUUAUCUGAAACCAGGGAAGUAGCCGCUCCUUCUCUCAUCCUCAAUCCAUCUCUUCCCAGAUCAGGUAGAAAUGGAUUGAUUUUCUCUUUACUCAUACAGCACCUCAUCCAUUGCCAACACCCCCAUCCUAUCCCAUCCCCACCCCCCAAUCGCUCACCACCCAAAUGUCCCACCCCUUCUCCUCUUCCCACCACCCACACUCCACCACCCCAGAAACCUCCACUACUCGCCUCCGCCGCCUCUCCCUCGAGGGUUACUACGACACACCUCAAGCCACAGGAACUCUCGCUGUACCUAUCUGCCGAAUCCCCGAAGUCUAGGCGUCAUGGGAAGGGACGUUGGAACUUGAGAGUUUUUCUGGGGAGGAGUGGAGGUUGUGUGGUUGCGAUGAUUGUUGUCGUCGUGGGUCGUCGUCGUC